Molecule: messenger RNA, 1587 nt
Organism: Guillardia theta CCMP2712
Lineage: Eukaryota; Cryptophyceae; Pyrenomonadales; Geminigeraceae
Exons: 9
Coding region: 13-912 (299 amino acids)
Source: RefSeq, a predicted model, not a curated record
UGGAAACAGGAGAUGAAAGAAGGCGAUUUGAUGAAGCAGAAACGAAUUCUUCAGGAAAAAUUGGAAGAAGAGAAAGUUCUAAAGGAAUCUAUUGAACAAAAGAAGAUCAGAGCCUUGCAAGAAAAGAGAGAAGAGCAGGCGAUGUUGGAGGAGCACAAGAGACAACUUGAGUUGGAACGCCAAGAGCAAGAUAGAAGAAUUAGGGAAAAGGCAGCUGAAUAUCAGAGGAUGCUUCGAGAGAAAGACGUCAUUCUUGAACGGAAACGAGAAGCCAAAGAGCGGGAAAGACAAGAGAACCUGAGAUUAUUCCAGAUGCAAUUGGAGAUGAGUGAAAAGCAAGAGAUGGAGCGUAUGAAGCAAGAGAAGAUCCGACAAGAGAGACUCAAGAAAGCAGAGAGGAUGGCUGGAGAGCUCAACAAUCGAGCUGCGGAAAUGGAUCAUGAACUUGAAAUGAGAAUUCAAAAAGCACAAGAAGAAUUCAGGAACAAAGAAAUUGAACGAGAAAAUGCCCAAAAGCUUAAGAAAAAAAAUCUCGAGCAAGAGACUCAGCGAGCUCUCGAUGCGCAACUGAAAGAGAAGGAGGUCCAGAAACAAAUUGAGGAGGAAGAGCGAAAGCGCAUUGCCCAACAGUACCAGAGAGAAGCGCACGAGUUUGGAGAGCAGCAGCAGUUGGCUUAUCAGGAAAAGCUGCAGAAGAGGCGGAAGAUCAAAGAAGAUUUAGGGCAACAGCUCCAGAUAAAGGCUAAACAAGAACGGGAUGUCAUCAUGAGCAAAGCUGAGCUGAAGAUCAAUUCAGAUCUUUUGAGGAAAGUUGUCGAGAAAUUGCCGACAUCAGAAGUUCCUACACAGAUCGUAGAGAGUUUGAAUGAGUCGCAAGCCGAAGGGGCAGACCCACGGAACGAAUGGGAGUGAAGUAACUUUUGACGUUCGCAAGUCUAAUCGAGAAUUUUAUUGCACUAAAUUGUUGAAAUGGUGGUAUUGGCAGAAUGUCAUGUCUAAUGGACUUUACUUGUGCUCGCGAGCCGACGCUAGCUGACUUGUUUCCCAAGGCAGACUGUUUCGUUGGUCCUCCCAGAUACUCUCUCGCGCAUCAUUGCCCAGCCGCUUGUAGAGAGCAUUUGCACCCUCAUUCGAGAACUUCUGGUCCUCAUCUCCCUCUCUGGUUUCUCCCCAAGCGCCUUCCGGCAGCUUGUCCAAGUCUUUCUUUAUCAGGUCCUUGAUCGAGUCCCAUUUCCUCUUGCACGCGCUUGUUUCCCACUUCCCCUCGCAUCCAGUCACGGCACCCCACUGCGCCUUUCCAUGCACAAGCUGCCACACAAGAUCAUCAGAGAUUCGCAAUUGCCGAUCCGCCUUCAUGGAAGCAAUGGCGUUCUCCAUCUGGACUUUCUUGUACACAUCGACGCUGGACUUCUUCUUGUUUUUGCCGUAGUAAGUGAUCCCUCGCACAUCGCCGCCAAACACCAAACGCAGCACUUCAUUGGCAUUCCCUCCAGCUUUGAUCACUGCGAACUUAAGCCAGUCACUGAGAAGUUUCGCCUUCUGAGUUUCAUAUUCUUUCUUAUCGAUCACUCCAUUCUUGUAAACCAU